AUGUCAGCUAAAUCUGAAGAUCCUGCGAUAACUUUAGCAGAGGCAUUUAAGAGGAAAGGGUACUUAGACAAGUUAAAACAAUCUAUCCUUACUGAUGCGCUUUAUGCAGACGGUAAUACUGAGGAGAAUUUAGAAACUCUAGUUAAAAAAAGAGUCCAAGAGUUGAUAAAAGAUAUGGUUCACAAGGAUGAAAGUUUGAUAUUUAAAAACAGGGGCUCCACGAGUGCUUUAUUAGAGGCGCAGCUAUUUAGAACAGGCUACGAAAUGCUAAAAGACGAUCGAGUAGAUGUUGAUAAAAUUAUUGAAGACAGGCUUGGUGAUGAAGAAUUGGUAUCUAAGAUUAGAUCCUUGCUAAUGGAAAUGCACGCCAGUAAAUCAGAAUGA
This is a messenger RNA of Eremothecium cymbalariae DBVPG#7215, 384 nucleotides long. RefSeq names its product Shg1p (gene SHG1). The transcript has a single exon. Lineage: Eukaryota; Fungi; Ascomycota; Saccharomycetes; Saccharomycetales; Saccharomycetaceae. The record is from RefSeq and is a predicted model, not a curated record. The coding region runs from base 1 to 384 and encodes 127 amino acids.